Xyrauchen texanus (razorback sucker) is the source of this 3389-nucleotide messenger RNA. RefSeq names its product protein kinase, cAMP-dependent, catalytic, beta a (gene prkacba). The transcript has 10 exons. Gene Ontology annotation, molecular function: cAMP-dependent protein kinase activity; ATP binding. NCBI's taxonomy places the organism in Eukaryota, Metazoa, Chordata, Actinopteri, Cypriniformes, Catostomidae. The record is from RefSeq and is a predicted model, not a curated record. Gene Ontology annotation, cellular component: nucleus; cAMP-dependent protein kinase complex. Bases 102 to 1289 code for a protein of 395 amino acids. Gene Ontology annotation, biological process: peptidyl-serine phosphorylation.
CAGGAAAUGGCUAUGACUUCUCUGCACUCCAAAAGCUGUAGUUGAAGAGCAUUUGUGGUUAUCAAGCAAUUUGAGAGUUUUACUUGUGUGCGAACAGUGUCAUGGCCCAGGCAAAAGAUCCAAACCUUGGGCAAUCAGCGGGCACUAACUCUGCCCUUCAAAGGCUGGACACGUUAGCCAGCCGAUUUUUUUACAAAUAUCGGAAAGGGAACCAGGAGAAAACACUUGAGAAUGAGGGGCCACAUGUGUCAGAGUAUACCGCCAAUUGGGAUGCAACAAUGAAAGAGUUUUUAGCAAAUGCCAAAGAAGAUUUCUUAAGAAAAUGGGAGUGUCAGCCACAGAGCACAUCAUGCCUGGAUGACUUUGACAGAAUGAAAACUCUUGGCACUGGCUCUUUUGGAAGAGUGAUACUGGUCAAACACAGAGAAACAGGACAAUACUACGCUAUGAAGAUCCUGGACAAACAAAAAGUGGUGAAGCUGAAACAGAUCGAACACACAUUAAAUGAGAAGCGCAUACUGCAAGCAGUGUCCUUUCCUUUCCUUGUGAAACUGGAGUAUGCUUUUAAGGAUAAUUCAAAUUUAUACAUGGUCAUGGAAUAUAUCCAAGGUGGAGAGAUGUUCUCACAUCUGAGGCGGAUCGGAAGAUUCAGUGAGCAGAAUGCACGGUUCUUUGCAGCUCAAAUUGUUCUGACGUUCGAGUACCUUCAUACUCUAGAGCUCAUCUACAGAGAUCUUAAACCUGAAAACCUGCUCAUUGAUCAACAGGGAUACAUCCAGGUGACAGACUUUGGUUUCGCUAAAAGAGUCAAAGGCAGAACUUGGACAUUGUGCGGUACACCAGAGUACCUGGCACCAGAGAUCAUCCUCAGUAAGGGCUAUAAUAAAGCUGUGGACUGGUGGGCUCUGGGUGUUCUGAUCUAUGAGAUGGCUGCUGGUUAUCCACCUUUCUUCGCUGAUCAGCCUAUUCAGAUCUAUGAGAAAAUUGUGUCUGGCAAGGUUCGAUUCCCCUCCCAUUUCAGCUCAGACCUGAAGGAUCUUCUGCGCAAUCUGCUGCAGGUGGAUCUCACAAAGCGCUUUGGCAACCUGAAAAACGGUGUCAGUGACAUAAAAAAUCACAGAUGGUUCAGUACAACAAACUGGAUGGCAAUCUAUGAGAAGAAGGUUGACGCCCCCAUUAUUCCAAAGUGCAGAGGGCCUGGAGACACAAGUAAUUUUGAUGACUAUGAUGAAGAAGACAUCCGGGUAUCUGUCACAGAGAAAUGUCCAAAAGAGUUCUUGGAGUUUUAGGGCACCUGUAGAGCUGUUUCUGGUAGAUUAUUUGGUUCUUUUGUUCAAAGAACAUAAUUUAUUGUAAAUACUUCCACUUUUGUAAUUCAAAGAGACUUUGGGAGAUUUGAAGAUUCAUUCAUAUGUGCCUUUAGCACUAAGCUGAAUACAGUUUGGUAUUAGGUGUUAAAAGAGAUAACCUGACCACGUGCUUAUUCUGUUUGUUAAUCAUUUAUGAUAAAAGGUGCUGUAAGCGAUUUGUUUUCAUGGAAAAAAUAUUUUCCUAAAGAUAUUAAUGAAAUAAGUGUCCUGAGAUAUCUCACCGUUCACAGCUGUAGACUUCUUAAAAGCAAACAGAAAUGUGUCUAGAUCGCAGAGAUUAAUAUUUUGCAAUCAUUUUGCUCAUUUUCAUAGUGGUUGUGUUUGAAGCAGAUCAUUGAGGCUAUGAUUCAUAAUGUUUGUCAGUUGAGGGCACUGUUGUGCCACACUUGAAUUUGACAGCCACAGGAACAAACAAUGCUGCUCUUUUUGGUCUCAAAAUCAUCUUUGGAGGGCUGGGUUUUGGAAUGGGGGGGCUGUGGCUAAUAAAACGGCUCAGACAAGUGAAUCAUAACACUUUAAAUUGAAGAUCUAUGUUUUCUUUUUGUUGAUUUACUUUGAAUAGUUUAUAUUAAUUAAUUUAUCAAAUAAAAUGCCUUUUAUGUCAGCACACUUUUUAAAAAUACAGGCUUCAGUUUUAAAACUAAACUUUAAAUUAAAGCAAUGUCUACAGUAUGUUCAGUGUUACUCAGUGCAAAGCUUGAUUCCCAACCACAGGUCAGGAAAUGUCAAUGUGUAUGAUACUAAAGGUGAAGACAGCGUGAUUAAAAAGAACGUGUCUAAUAUUUUAGCUUGUUUGUAUGUUUAUUUCCCUUAAAGGAAGUCAAAUGCAUCUUGAAUUGCACUGAAAUCAUGAAGAAAGUUACUUCUUGUUGUUUUCAUGAACCAAUUUUACUGUAAAAAAAAACCAUCGAAAUUAACUUGUUUUAUUCCAUUCACAAAAUGUUAAUCUGAAUAAAUAUAUCUGGCUAAUUAGAUAACACCAACAGAAGUAAUUUUGAUGGGUCAAAUCAUGUAGAAAUAGAUCCUUGAGCCAGUAUUUGCAGGUUACAACUUUUUUUCAGUGUAAUUACAUUUAUUUUAAAGGGAAAUGUGUGUAAUAUCUGUUAAUAUUAUAUUUUGGAAACUGAUUAUAUUGACACUGAAUUCAGUAAAAUUAUAUGUAUUGUAAUGUUUUGAUUGUGUCCAGUGCCCUUGUAUCCAAUGCCCUGUGUGCAAUUAAAUUAACUAUUUUGCUUCCGUUGCUUUUGCUACGUGAAUUUUUAGAACUGUUCAAAUUGCUUACAGCACUUUUAAAGGAAUAUUCCAGGAUCCAUACAAGUUAAGCUCAAUCAUCAGCAUUGUGUGGUAUAAUGCUGAUUACCACAAAAAAAAGUAUUUUGACUCAUCCGUCUUUUUCUUUAAAAUUUUUUUAAUAAAAAUCAAAGUGGAACUGAAUGGGGCCAAUUUUUGGAGGGUUUAAAGACAAAAAUAUGAAAAAAAUAAUUUUAUAAAAUCUCUUACUGUUCUUCUGUUAAAACUCGUGUAUUAUUUGAGCUGGAAAGUUGUUUAAAUUGUAAUUUAUAUGGUUGUUUCAUUGUUUGUUGACAUUACAUCAUCAUGGCAACGUCAUUGUAAAAUUGGAUAUAACUUUACACAGAAAAGGUUAGAAAGUGAUUUUAUCACACUUAAAUCAUGUUUGCACGAAUAUUGUUUAUGUCUUGUGGCUAUAUUUUGAAACAGUGAGUAUUUUCUAUUUUACGGAAUGGCUCCCAUUCACUUCCAUUGUAAAUGCCUCAUUGUAAACUAGAUUUUUAUUUUUUUAAAGAAAAGGAGAGGCAAGUCAAAAAUGUAUUUUUGUGGUAAUCAACAUUAUGCUACAAAUGCUGCCGACUGCACUUAAACUGAGUUGAAUACAGAAUAUUCCUUUAAGUACUUUUCAAGGUUACUAACGCUAGGCUAAGUUGUAAGAAUGUUAAGGCAUUUUUUGUCAGUGAUAGAAAUGCUGCUGCAAGAAAACAAUAUGUAAUGGGAUAAAAGGUA